Molecule: messenger RNA, 3166 nt
Organism: Sphaeramia orbicularis (orbiculate cardinalfish)
Lineage: Eukaryota; Metazoa; Chordata; Actinopteri; Kurtiformes; Apogonidae
Gene: azi2
Product: 5-azacytidine induced 2
Exons: 8
Coding region: 186-1394 (402 amino acids)
Cellular component (GO): cytoplasm
Source: RefSeq, a predicted model, not a curated record
UUUUUGUUUCCUCACCUGUCAGUUCUGACACGGUGCGAGUGUCCAGUCUUAUCUCUUUGUUUUUCUCCGGAAAACAGCUCUCCUUUCGUCGAGAUAAAUGACAAUCCUUUAUGGUUAUCGGGGAUAGAAUUGAGGAUAGCGUCUAACAAGGUCUUCUAUCUGCUACCGAGUUGGCCUGUGCAGGCAUGGAGCCCCUGGCAGUGGAUGAUGACAUUUGUAUCCUUAAAUGUGAGACAGCCUCUUCUGCAGCCGGCGAGAGCCCUGUAUCGGUUUGCGCAGGUGAUGAAUCCGUCGCCUCCCACUUCGCCCUGGUCACAGCCUAUGAGGACAUCAAAAAGCGGCUGAGAGACACCGAGCGUGAGAAUACCUUGCUGAGGAAGCGGGUUAAGCAGCUGGAAGAUAAGCUCUUUAGGCCAGAGGCACUUCCUCCAGAGGGACCCCAGUAUGUGAACAAAGCUUUCAGUGCUUACAGAGGUAUCUAUAUAGAGAAGGAGGAUUUGCAGAUGGAGCUUAACAAACUGAAAAAGGAGAAGAGUGAGAGUGAGAGGUUGCUGACAGAGCAGCUACAGGCCAAAGAGUUGGAGCUGCUUCAGCUGAGGACGGAGAUGGAGACCAGCCAAGGUACAGUGAUGAAGAGUCUGAACAGCCCUCAGGACUACUGGCAGGUAGACAGGCUCAGCACUGAGCUGAAGAUCCAUAAACUGCAGGAGGAGCUGGAGAGAGUGACACUGGAAAACAGCAGACUACUGGAGAGGAGUGGGGAGGAACCCCAUGGCCUUAAUGGACCAGACUUGGACCAGACCUCUGGGGCAAAGUAUAAUGCCAGGGAGAGGAACAUGCAGCAGACGUACGAGGCUUUGUGCUGCGAGGUCUCACGUCUCCAUUCAGAGCUGAAGCACCAAACGGGCCUGAUUAGGAAACUAAGGCCGUUUAUCAGUGAGAUGAGACAAGGCUCCUCAACAGUUCCAAUCCAGUGUCUGGAUGACGUAGAGAAGAACAACAACCACCCGGUCCCCCGAGCGUCAGUGCCUCGCCCCCCCAGCGCCCCUCCGCUCCCGUCUUGCUCCGGCCGCCCCUGCCCCCCCGUCGGUGUCCCAUCAGGCACCCUGCUGCCGGACAGCCUGAGAGACGACUGCUGGUACAACCGGCCGUGGCCUUCCCAGCACUGUUCAGCGGAGGCUCUGGUCGGGAGUGACACCUGCUCCGUCGUCCUCCCCCCGCCUCCCCUCAACCAGGCAUCGCUGGACGACAGCUCUCGGUCCUUCCCCAGUCCCCCCAAGCCCAGUGACGCUAUGUUCUGGGAGGCACACUCUGCUGCCUCUAACUCCUCGUCCUCUAUGGGGAACUGCAGUCCCCGGAGCCCUCCCAACACAGAGUGGGCCAAGCCCUACUGAGACGGAAUCGAAUCGCAUGGAUGAAUGAAUGAACUCUUCAACCCUGCCACAUAGCUACCACCUAACCUGCCUUAAGUUGAUAAGACCACUCCUCUGGGCUGGACUUGACUGGACCUACUGGUUGUAGGAACUAAUUAAGGCCAGUAGGGGCCUUUUUGAGGUAAAGACUCCGUAAGCUUAUUAAUUUAGCACCUCUGCGCACUGCAUCUGUGAACAUAUCUGACUUUGCAGAGGAACAGUCGACGAGAGACCCUUAACAGAAUCAAUAGUUUGUCUGUGUGUAUAUGUCCUUGUAUGCAUAAAUUUGUGCAAGCAUGCAUACAAGCCAUUUUGUUUCCGUGCGUGCAUAUAUGCACAUCAGACAGCGUGUGCCUGUGUGUGCAGAUCAGUAUGUGGGCUUCUCUUAGCCUGCCUGCAUCUGUAUCUAUUCAUAAUAAACCUAAUAGGGCUCAAAAGGCCCCUCUGUCCAUGUGCUGUGGCUGCUGAUCACUGGGACCACAGCAGGACACCGUUUAUAAAAGUGUACUCCCUCCAAUGCAAGUCUUUUUACAUCUGAUCGCUGUAAAGUAUUUAAAGAAAUGUAGUUCCAUGUUAGUCUCACACUCACAUACAGCAGAUGUGUCAGUAUAAGGACUCCAUGUGUUACUAUAAUGUAAUGGAGACAGAUACACAGUAACUAUAGGAUAAUCAUAUUUUGCUCUAAAUUGUACAUUAAAAAUUAACCAAAUGGAAUAUUUGAUAUAAAUUUUCACCAAAUUAUUGCGUCGUUUUUUUUUACCAACAUACAUACGAAUUCAUUAAAGUAAGUGAUCCAUAUGCUACAAAAUCACUUUUUGAGAAAUGCAGUUACUGUGUUUGGGUUUUCCAUGAACUUGCAUAAGGGAUAGCAAAGAGUAAUGGAAACAUUUUCUACACUGUCUUCACUGGCACCAAAAAAUGCCAACCUGGUUAUAGUUUUCUCACUGAAUUCUACAACUCAAAACAAGCUCUGAUAUGACAUGUAAGGGGAUGAGACUGUGCCCUUUGGAUGCUUCUGUGCAGUACUUUUAAUUUGAUGAACUUAUGGCAUACACUCCCCAUUAUGAAAACCUUAUUAAGUGGAAAUCUGUGGAGAUUUAAAAAAAAAAACAAAAAAAAAAACAGAAAAUGUAUGUGGACGCUGUACUGUGCUGAUGUAAUAUUACGAUACAUUUAGCAGUGUGAGGUUCAUUUGUGCGAUGAGGAAGAUUGCUCCUUGAUUUCUCUUGGUCAGUUUUCGCACAUGUAUAACCUGAAGGAUGUACAAAACGAAACACAUUUUAACCAGAUACAAGAUCAACACAAGGAAGAAUGUGCAUAUUUGUAUAAAUGUAUAUGGGUGGGCUUUAGUACUCUGCCAAAUCGCAGUUUUGCACUCCAAACAGUAGGUUUUAUUUUGUUUCUCCCCUCCACCUUAAAUGAUUCUGAUGUGUUUCAGAGCCGCCACUGACGGUGGCAAGACAAUAAGUAUUUAACUGAAGAAAUGCGAGCUGUGACUUGACAAAUGGGUGCACAAAGCACAAAGGCCCAUGGUUGCUGAAAAAGGCUUAUUUUCCAUUUUCUUCAGUCUGUUUCACGAUAACUGUGGUCUUUUUUCUUAAUUUUUAAGAAAUGUUUAUUUACAGCAGUAGUUUCAUACUUCUGUAAACAAUUUGCAAGCCAAAAUGCAAUGUACAGUAGAUAUGGAUUAUAUUUUAGAUUUACUGCACUUCAGACUGUUUGUAAAUAUGGUCAAUUAAACAGAUAAAAAGGAA